Messenger RNA from Piliocolobus tephrosceles (Ugandan red Colobus), 1055 nucleotides. Its product is annotated as protein FAM221A. The transcript has 7 exons. The coding region runs from base 102 to 998 and encodes 298 amino acids. The record is from RefSeq and is a predicted model, not a curated record. Lineage: Eukaryota; Metazoa; Chordata; Mammalia; Primates; Cercopithecidae.
GAGGCGGGAGGAGGGGGGCAGCGCCGGGAGGGGGCAGGGCCGAGUCGGGCUUCGCGGUCGGCCCGCCAGCAGGGAGGGCGCCUUUGGCUUCCCCACCGGCCAUGGAGCGGCUGACGUUGCCUCCCCUCGGCGCGGCGGCAGUGGACGAGUACCUGGAGUAUCGGAGAAUUGUUGGUGAGGAUGAUGGAGGGAAACUUUUUACUCCUGAAGAAUAUGAAGAAUACAAAAGAAAAGUUUUACCUCUGCGCUUACAAAACAGAUUAUUUGUGAGCUGGCGGUCACCAACAGGGAUGGAUUGUAAACUUGUGGGCCCAGAGACACUGUGCUUUUGUACACAUAGGUAUAAACAACAUAAAACUGACUUGGAAACGAUUCCUCAGCAGCGCCCCAUUGAUCUGCCCUGCCGAGUGACUGGCUGCCAGUGCAGGGCUUACCUUUAUGUCCCCUUGAAUGGCAGCCAGCCCAUUCGCUGCAGGUGCAAACACUUUGCUGAUCAGCACAGUGCUGCGCCUGGCUUUACAUGCAAUAUAUGUUCCAAGUGUUCAGGAUUCCAUAGCUGCUUCACUUGUGCUUGUGGUCAGCCUGCAUAUGCCCAUGACACAGUAGUGGAAACUAAGCAAGAAAGAUUGGCUCAGGGAAAACCAGUGGGACAGGAUGUUCCUUAUGCAGCCAUGGGAGGAUUAACUGGUUUCAGCUCACUGGCGGAAGGCUACAUGCGGUUAGAUGACAGUGGGAUCGGUGCACCUUCAGUUGAAUUUUUAGAAUCUCCCAUUACAGCAGUAGACAACCCAUUCCUAAAAGCAUUUCAAGCAUCAUCUAGUUCUUCUCCAGAGACAUUAACAGAUGUAGGUACAAGUAGUCAAGUUUCUUCGUUAAGGAGACCUGAAGAGGAUGAUAUGGCUUUCUUUGAGAGACGAUACCAGGAAAGGAUGAAAAUGGAAAAGGCUGCUAAGUGGAAAGGAAAAGCUCCAUUGCCAUCAGCUACAAAACCUUCAUGAAGACUAUUGGAUAAAUUAAAAUCAUCAUCCAAGUAUCUUUUUCAUGUUUAUUUAAAU